This is a messenger RNA of Naegleria gruberi, 870 nucleotides long. RefSeq lists its product as uncharacterized. The coding region runs from base 1 to 870 and encodes 289 amino acids. Lineage: Eukaryota; Heterolobosea; Eutetramitea; Acrasida; Naegleriidae. The transcript has a single exon. The record is from RefSeq and is a predicted model, not a curated record.
AUGAAGCGGUCAGUAACUAAUGAAGGCCAUCAAAAGAACAAGAAAAAGAAAAGCACUUAUUCCAAUUCUUCAUCAUUUAAAUUUGUUGAUUUGCCUUCCGAAAUGAUUGGUAACAUUCUUGAUUAUUCACUCAUAAGUGAUGGAUUAUCACUCGUCACUACAUGUAAACAAUUCCACAACGAUCACUACAACGAACAUUUAUUGUUCUCUCCAUGCAAGUAUAUGAAAUUAAUGGCAAAUAUGACACCUUAUCAAUUGAAACUGCACCAUAAAGCAGCAACUCAUAUGAAAGAUCAAAUGAGAGCCAAAGAGAUUUAUGAGAAUGAAAAGAAGAAAUUCAAAUGCAUGUUGAAAUUAAUUAAAAAAGAAAUUGGAAAGAAAACAGCACGUGAAUUGAAAAAAAAACUUUUCAAGAAAGUGAUUUAUAACAAAAUAGAUGCACAAGACACCAGAAGAGAAAUAACAAUUGGAGAAUGUUCUAUCAUUCAUGAAUCAAGUUUUGAGUCAAAUAUUCAAAGUUAUGAAAGUAUUGAUGCACAGGUUUGGUAUUCAUGUAAAAUUGUUAAGGAUAAUGAGGUUUAUGAAAUAGUUGACAACUGUUCAUGGUUAUGUGACAGUCAAGGAACGUGCACUACUGAUGAUCUAAAUGAGCUAUUAACUAUUGAUCAUAAUAUAGAUUCUAAAUUAGUGUUAGCUUGCUUGCUCAUGACAGCUCCUCUACUGAGCUGGUCAGUUGUGAAGAAUGAAUAUCCAACUUCAUUUUCUUCGAAUAAGCCACCUGAAAUAUAUUUUAGUGGUUCGAUUACUUUAACCAAGCAAUCAGCUUCUAUUAAUGAUAUCGUGCAACAAGUGUUCAAUUGGGCCAUAUAA